AUGGCGGACCGCGCGGAGAUGUUUUCUCUCUCCACCUUCCACUCGCUGUCGCCGCCCGGCUGCAGGCCUCCUCAGGACAUAAGCCUGGAAGAAUUUGAUGAUGAAGACCUGUCUGAGAUCACCGAUGACUGUGGCCUGGGCCUCAGCUAUGACUCGGACCACUGCGAGAAGGACAGCCUCUCUCUGGGCCGCUCGGAGCAGCCGCACCCCAUCUGCUCCUUCCAGGAUGACUUCCAGGAGUUUGAGAUGAUUGAUGACAAUGAAGAGGAGGAGGAGGAGGAGGAGGAAGAGGAAGAGGAAGAAGAGGAGGAAGAGGAGGAAGAGGAGAAAGAAGGAGAGGACAAAGAGCGGGGAAGACCUGGCUCAGAAGCCGGUACUCUGGGGCCGCUGAUCCCCUCCCCCUCCCUGGAGGAGCCCCACAAGCACAGGCCCACCACACUGCACCUGACUCCCCUGGGAGCCCAGGACUCCCUGAACAACAACGGGGGCUUCGCCCCAGGGCCCCCAGCCUCCUGGCAGGAGACAGUGCUGUGCUCACCCCCCCAGGAGCCACUCCCAGAGCCGCCAGCCCGCCGCCCGCCCACCGCCGCCCGGCCCCGGGCGCAGUCACCUGGGGGUCCAGGUUGUGACUGCGAAGGGAACCGGCCCCCGGGCCCGCCAGCGCCCAGUGAGGCCUCGCCCUCCUCGGACCCCGGCAUCGAGGUGGACCUGGGCAGCGGCACCAGCGGGGAGCGCGGCCGGCGCAGCAGCCAGGAGCUGUCCUCGCCCGGCUCCGACUCGGAGGCGGAGGCGGCGGGCGCCGCGCACCUGGGCCGCAUGAUCUCGUCCAUCUCGGAGACGGAGCUGGAGCUGAGCAGCAGCAGCGGCCGCUCCUCGCACCUCACCAACUCCAUCGAGGAGGCGUCCUCGCCGGCCUCCGAGCCCGAGCCCGAGCCCGAGCCCGAGCCCGAGCCCGCGCCCGCGCCCCCGCGCCGCCCCGCCUUCCUGCCCGUGGGUCCGGAGGACACCAACAGCGAGUACGAGUCGGGCUCCGAGUCCGAGCCGGACCUCAGCGAGGACGCCGACUCGCCCUGGCUGCUCAGCAACCUCGUGAGCCGCAUGAUCUCCGAGGGCUCCUCGCCCAUCCUCUGCCCCGGCCAGUGCCUGUCCCCUGCGCCGCGUCCUCCUGGGGAGCCCAGGGCGCCGGCCGGCGGAGCCCCCGCGGCUGCGGGCCCGGGCGGCGUGGAGCUGGUGGACAUGGAGACGCUGUGUGGGCCGCCGCCCCCCGCGCCUCCCGCGCCCCGGGCCGGCCCCGCGCAGCCGGGGCCCUGCCUCUUCCUGAGUAACCCCACGUGCGACACCAUCACGCCGCUGUGGGCGGCCCCGGGCCGAACCGCCCGGCCAGGCCGGGCCUGCUCCUCUGCCUGCUCGGAGGAGGACGAGGACGAAGAGGAGGAGGAGGAGGCCGAGGACCAGCCGAGGCCUCCAGGGGGCAGGGGCGCGGGCCCCGAGGCCCCGCUGGACGCCUCGCUGGUGUACGACGCGGUCAAGUACACGCUGGUGGUGGACGAGCACACGCAGCUGGAGCUGGUGAGCCUGCGCCGCUGCGGCCUGGGCAGCGGGGAGGACAGCAGCGAGGCCAGCGAGGACGAGGCUGCCGCCCUGCUGGACGAGGGCCAGGGCCCCGAGGGCGCUUCCCCGGACAGCCCCGACCUCACCUUCUCCAAAAAGUUCCUCAACGUCUUUGUCAACAGCACCUCGAGGUCCUCCAGCACCGAAUCCUUUGGCCUCUUUUCCUGUUUGGUGAACGGGGAGGAGCGAGAGCAAACCCACCGGGCUGUCUUCAGGUUCAUCCCUCGCCACCCCGACGAGCUGGAGCUGGACGUGGACGACCCAGUGCUGGUGGAGGCCGAGGAGGAUGACUUCUGGUUCCGCGGCUUCAACAUGCGCACCGGGGAGCGAGGGGUCUUCCCUGCCUUCUACGCCCACGCAGUGCCCGGCCCUGCCAAGGACGUGCUGGGGAGCAAGCGGAGCCCCUGCUGGGUGGAGCGCUUCGAUGUGCAGUUCCUGGGCUCAGUGGAGGUGCCCUGUCACCAGGGCAACGGCAUCCUGUGUGCAGCCAUGCAGAAGAUCGCGACUGCCCGGAAACUGACUGUCCACCUGCGUCCUCCUGCCUCCUGUGACCUGGAGAUUUCUCUUCGGGGGGUCAAGCUGAGUCUGAGCGGUGGACCAGAGUUCCAGCACUGCAGCCACUUCUUCCAGAUGAAGAACAUCUCCUUCUGCGGCUGCCACCCUCGCAACAGCUGCUAUUUCGGCUUCAUCACGAAACACCCUCUGCUAAGCCGCUUUGCCUGCCACGUCUUUGUCUCCCAGGAGUCGAUGAGGCCUGUGGCCCAGAGUGUGGGCCGGGCCUUCCUGGAGUACUAUCAGGAGCACCUGGAGUACGCCUGCCCCACAGAGGACAUCUACCUGGAGUAG
Pipistrellus nathusii (Nathusius's pipistrelle) is the source of this 2457-nucleotide messenger RNA. The record is from the annotation of a GenBank genome assembly. NCBI's taxonomy places the organism in Eukaryota, Metazoa, Chordata, Mammalia, Chiroptera, Vespertilionidae.